Molecule: messenger RNA, 581 nt
Organism: Meloidogyne enterolobii
Lineage: Eukaryota; Metazoa; Nematoda; Chromadorea; Rhabditida; Meloidogynidae
Source: the annotation of a GenBank genome assembly
CAUUUUCAGAAUCUCUCCAUUGGCUAAUAGCAAACAAAAAAACAGAAGAAAUACGUAAAUAUAUAAUAAAAUCGUCUAAAAUGAACAAAACACAUAUAAAUUUAAAUAUAUGCAGAACAGAACAAAUAAUUGAAAAUGGAGUUGUUGUUGAUUGUUUAGAAGAGAAAACAGAAGAAAAAUCAGAAACAUUAAAAACGCCCCCAAAAAGAAACUUUUUUGAUCUUUUUAGAAGGCCAAGUUUUACUUUUCAUUUAACGCUGAAUUGCUAUAUUUUUAUUGUUCUCAAUUUUCUUUAUUGGGCAUUAACUUUAUAUAGUGUUGAUUUACACAAAAAUAAAAUGGUUGGAUUUUUUCUCUCUGCGGUAGUCGAAAUACCCGCUGGAAUUAUUUCUAUGAUUUUAUUAAUGAUUUGUGGAAGGCGAACAGUUACUGUUAUUUCUUUAACUGGACAAGCAAUAUCUUUAGGAUUGACUAUUUUUACUCCACGUGGGUUUAUUUUUAGAGAUAUUUCGAGUCUCGAAUAUUUUUUGACCUUCGAGUUUCGUAUUUCGUGUUUCGACUUUCGUGUUUCGAGUUGUUGA